CCAUACCACAUUUUCUCGCAGAAGCAAAAGUGGUUCGUCAUCGCCAUUAUUGGUGUCGCUGGACUAUUUUCUGGACUGUCGUCCAACAUCUUCUUCCCAUCCUUGGAUGCCAUUGCAAAGGAUCUCAAUGUCAGCUUGAAUAUGGUCUCCUUGACCAUCACAUCCUACCUCAUCAUUCAAGGCAUCUCUCCCUUGUUCUGGGGCUCAAUUUCCGAUGCGCUGGGCCGCCGUCCUAUAUACAUCGCAUCCUUUGCCGUCUAUAUUGUCGCCAACAUCGCCCUCAGUUUCUCCCCGAACUUUGCGGUCCUCCUCAUCUUCCGAGGACUUCAGGCAGCAGGCAGUGCCUCUACAGUGAGCAUCGGUAACGGAGUCAUUCAAGACAUUACCCCACCAGCAGAGAGAGGAGCCUUCAUCAGCUUCUACAAAGUAGUCCGCAACUUUAGUAUCGCAAUCGGCCCCGUCCUCGGUGGUAUUCUAAGCAACUUUUUCGGUUUUCGCUCCAUCUUCAUCUUCCUCCUCAUUCUUUCAUCGAUUACCACACUUGUAAUCAUCGUUUUCCUCCCUGAAACCAUGCGAACCAUCGCUGGAAAUGGAACACUACGUCUUCAAGGAGUCUACAAACCUUUGAUUCAGAGAUUCAGAAAGGAACCCGAGUAUAUGCAGGACCCGGAAGAGAGGACCCCAAAGAAAAUAACCCUCAGCACAUUUACCGAGCCACUGAAACUGCUCAUUCAGAAGGACAUACUCAUCAACUUGAUCUUCGGUGGAGUUGUCUAUACCAUCUGGAGCAUGGUAACAUCCAGCACGACCGGACUAUUCAAAGAAAAGUUCAACCUCAGCGAGCUUCAAGUCGGCCUAGCAUUUUUACCUAAUGGCUUCGGCACGAUUGUAGGCUCCUCGAUCGCCGGCAAGUACUUGACAAAAGACUACCUUGCUACCGAAUCGGCCUACAAAACAACCCAUAACAUCACCUCCCCACUCUCUUCAAAGUCCCUACCUGUCGAUUUCCCCAUUGAACACGCUCGCCUCCGUCGCCUGCCUCUCUUCACGUCAGUGUUCAUUCUCUCGACAUCAACCUACGGCCUCUCCCUCAGCACGCCCCUCACCAGCCUCCCAGGCUGGAUUGCCGUCCCCCUUACCCUGCAAUUUUUUAUUGCAGCAACGAGCAACGGCAUCUUCUCCCUCAACCAGACUCUAGUCUCUGAUCUCUGUCCUGGGAAAGGCGCCAGCGCUUCGGCAAUGAAUAAUCUUGUACGAUGCAGUCUCGGCGCCGUCGGCGUAGCGUUUAUAGAGCCAAUGCUUGCGGCGGUUGGUCCCGGAGCGACCUUUUUGGGCUUGGGCAUGAUAAUUGUUGCGGUUGGACCGUUGGCAGUCGUCCAUUGGUUCUGGGGCGCUCAGUGGAGGGUGGAGAGAACGACGGCUAAAAUAGAGGCCGAGAAAGAGAAAAGCGAGUCUGGUGCAUUGAAGGUAUAGACAUUUGUUUGUGAUAUAGAACGUGUUUAUUAGAGUUUUAGAG
Molecule: messenger RNA, 1516 nt
Organism: Ilyonectria robusta
Lineage: Eukaryota; Fungi; Ascomycota; Sordariomycetes; Hypocreales; Nectriaceae
Product: major facilitator superfamily transporter
Exons: 5
Coding region: 142-1473 (443 amino acids)
Biological process (GO): transmembrane transport
Molecular function (GO): transmembrane transporter activity
Source: RefSeq, a predicted model, not a curated record